AUCCCAGCAAGAGCUGAUUGAGCGCGGAGGAUGCUUGAAUCUGGUGAACGCCAUUGUUGUCGGUGACUAUGCGCCACACUUUUUGCAAAUAUCCUUGUGAUACCCGACAGGCAGGACGAUAUGAACUAGACAUAAGGGUGAUUACGCCCGCACUUUGCAAGCCAAAUUAACUUGCGUCUCUCAAUCUACAUUAACUGUUAUUCCUCCGUCGAGAUGGGCGCGAAUAGUUCAGUUCCAGCCGUAUACAACGCUCCAGCCUAUGGCAUACUCUCGUUGGACGUCGUCUUGACAACAUCGGCGGUCAUUGGGCGGCUUUUAUCGCGAAGAGUUAUGAAGGCGAGGCCCUCUGUAGAUGAUUAUCUUGCCUACCUUGCCUACGCUGCAAACAUAGGGUUAUUGAUCUCCGGUUUCCUUCUCACAGCUAGUGGAGCUCUCGAUCUUGAAGAUAUCUCUGUCCAGAGUCAGUCAGAGAAGGAUUUCACUAUGCCUGUCUAUGAUGCACUUGCACUUCUCUACGUCUUCAGCAUAACUUUUAUAAAGGCAUCAAUUCUUUUCCUCUACCGACGCACCUUCACAAUGCUUACGGCCUGGUUUCGAUGGGCUUGGUGGGCCAUUUUUGCCCUUGUGUUGAUGUGGACUUCGACCUGCAUCAUACUGCUCGCUCUUCAAAGGACGAACCGGCUCCCCAAGGGCGGCUUUUCACGAUUAGGCAUAUCUGUUACUGCUAUUGUAAAUGCUUUCACGGACUUCCUCGUUCUAGGACUGCCAGCUGUCAGGAUAACGAAGAUGUCAUUGAGAAGAAGACAAAAGAUUGCGCUAAUUUCGAUUUUCAUGAUUGGUGGAAUCGCUUCCAUUGUUUCAGUAAUUCGAGGAACGAUAUUUUUCAUAAAUCGCGCAAAUCGACUUAACGAAGCGUAUUCGAAUUAUCUCGAUAUCGUACUUACAGCAACAGAAUCUUCGGCGGGAAUAAUGUGCGCUUGCCUACCGUUGAUGAAGCCUUUGGUAGUCAGGGCUACGCGAUGGCUCCAGCGGUUACGUGGCUUAGAUACUCGUCACCAAGGAUGGACCACCGCAUCAGGAUCAUCAGGGUCGGGGGCGAUACCAUCGAAGGUAGAACGAGAUCGGUCAAUUAGGCGGGUUGACGAUUACGACGUCCAGCUACUGCCAGUAAGCCCCACGAGUGAGAGCACAAGUGUUCUAUCCGGAAAAGACACUUGGCAAGGAAUUGCCGUUGAUCCAAGAGACGUGCAAAGGCCUUGCAAAGCGCAUAGAUGUUGGAGUCGCGGCAGGCUAUGAGUAAUGUUGUGCCUCUUUCCGAUCCUAUGACGGCAUACCACAAGCCACGGGACGUUCGCAAGCGAACCCUCGCCCGCGCGGUAUGGGCAGCACUGGCUAAAUUCACCCCGGAGCAGACUGUCAUAAGAUUCGAGAGUCGUAAUGUCGACAAGU
This is a messenger RNA of Aaosphaeria arxii CBS 175.79, 1449 nucleotides long. RefSeq lists its product as uncharacterized. Lineage: Eukaryota; Fungi; Ascomycota; Dothideomycetes; Pleosporales. Bases 214 to 1296 code for a protein of 360 amino acids. The record is from RefSeq and is a predicted model, not a curated record. The transcript has 5 exons.